AUGUGUAUCGGGACAGCAGAGAACUUGGUUCGACGCGGCCCCGCCCGGAAAUCGAGGCGCCCGAGUUUGGAGGAGCUGUUGACCUCCGCUGCAGAGGCGGCGCGCGCAGCUCCCAACCGUGCGGCGAAGCGACGCGUUCGCCAAAGAUUGCACAAGAAGCUCGGGGCCAUGCUAACGAUCGAGGAGUUUGAGCAAGCCAUGGACCGGUUUCAAGUGAUGGUCGAAGACGCCGAGGAGCCCAGGACCGGGGGGCAGCUGCUGCCCAGAGCCGGGGUUUCCUCUGUGCCGGUGCUGCUGGUGCCCGUUGCGACACCCAUGCAGGUCUUACGGCCGCAGCCGCCGCAGCCCGCACCUGUCAACAAGCAGGCCUUUUCGCAGGAGCGUUGGCCUCUGGCUUUCGCGCCCAAGACGUGUUUCAGAAUUCGCAUGCUGAAGGUGGACUCUUUCGCCAUGUGCCUGGGAGUUGCCGAGAUCGAAAGCGCCACAGCCGCGACCGUUCAAGAGAUCCUCGUCUCGGCAGCCACAGCGAGUGCUGAUGCAGCGUUGAAGAUAGACAAACUCCAGCAGCAAUGGAUGAAAGUGGCCCCCGACAAUGGGGGCCGGGGGCGUCUAAAAGAAGUCCCGACAGCAGAUCGCAUAACAAUACGCCAAUACAAGCAAAGAAAGGACGCAGUGAAGAACAUGAAGCCAAAGAAGAAGAAGAAGUAG
Symbiodinium sp. CCMP2592 is the source of this 708-nucleotide messenger RNA. Lineage: Eukaryota; Dinophyceae; Suessiales; Symbiodiniaceae. The record is from the annotation of a GenBank genome assembly.